GAGGGAGAGGGCACGUGAUAUGUGAUGGAACGAACCGCUGGGGGUCUGCAUAUGACGAGUAGUCCCAGUUUAGCUUUCAGCAGUGAAUCGAAUGACGAGUGUAUAUAUCUGUGCAAUUGCGCUGUAAUUUGCUGAAGUUAAUGGUGUCCAUUCAGCUGCAGAGAAGAAUGAGAAGGCCCUACAGAGACUAGCACCCAAAGCAUAAUGCUCCUUUUUGUUCAGCCUAUAACCUUUACCAGGUACCACAUGUGUUAUGCUUCAUACUUAUCUACUUCUCCUAAACUGCUCCUCCCUCCAGCGUGUAAACACAGGCAGUGUGACUAGAGAAGGUGCAGAAGUUCAGCCCAGCCCGAAAGCGUGAUACGUGUGCUGAACGUGGAGGAAUAUAUUACAGUCCUUGAAGGAUGGUACUGAACCUGGAAUUGGUGCCACCGUGAGUGAAUGUAAUGGUGACCAAGCCUACCUAAUGUUGCAAGCUUCGCCAGUCGGGAAAUGAAACAGUCAAGAUAAUAAUGCGAGUGUUGGUGCUACUGUGCUUGGCAUUGUUGCGCAGCGAAGCCCUCGAGCUUUGUGAUACUGCGGGACCCUGUUCUUGCGACCGUUCAUGGGGAAAAUUGAACUGCUACUGCACCUCUACAGAAAAAAAGGAGCUGGUCUUGAGCCCAUCUGUAGUGCCUAAGGGUACAGCCCACAUAAGGAUACAGAACUGUUACAGAGUUCAUGUUUUGCCACACACUUGGGUACACCACCGUGAGAUGCGACGUGUGGAAUUCGUCAACAUAGAAGAACUUAUUAUUGAAAGCAAUGCAUUCAGCUGGAACGAAACACUUGCACUGGAACCGUUUCCUCAGCCAGGCUUGGUUGUCAGUACUGUCAACUCAAGCAUUCCUGAAAUACCAAGUUAUACUUUCAAUGGCCGUAUUACAGGCAUCACUUUCCACAAUGUUAGUAUUGGAACAAUACGUGCAUUUGCUUUUGCUAGUCUUUACAACACCGAAAAAGUGGAGUUGUCAGAAUGUGUUGUAACAACCUUUGAAGCGCAGGCUUUCAAGAAGUUUUCUUUAGAGAAACUUCACAUCAUUGGUGGACACUUCCGUGACAGCGUGCCAAGUAGGACCUGGGUAGAUCUUGAAGUGGAUAAUGAACUCUUAAUUGAAAGAGUCACCAUUGAGAGUAUUCACAGUUCUGCAUUCAUCGUUCAUGGUCCUAAAACCUUUCGCCUAUAUGGAAAUUAUUUUGGUAAUGUGGAAGGAGAAGCUUUUCGUAUAAAAAUGCAUGGAAAAACUUUAAUCCAAAACAAUAUAUUUAAAACGCUAGCUAAAGGAGCGUUUAUUUCCAUAAGUACUGAAGACUCUGUUAUAAAGAUGAAAGGUCUUCAGAGAUUACAGUUUGAAAACAAUACUGUAGGGCAUUUUGAAAGUGGAUGUUUGCUGUUCAACAUGACAAGUUUUGAAGUUCAGUUGGACAAUGUUGUUCUAAAUCUUACAUGCUCCUGUACUCUGCUGGAGACAUGGGGCUCAGAACUCAGUUCUUAUUCACCACUGCAAGGGCAGCAGAACUCACCACCACAAAUGGAUGCAUCAGAUCGAUUCUGGUGUCAAGAAGACACAGCAGAGAAAAAUGGAAGACAUUACAUCAAAUUCAAAGAUUACAGCCAGCAAUGUAUACUGGUAUCUGGUCUCCAUAUGUUCAUAAUUAUCACUGUUACAUGUUCAUUGCUUCUGCUGGUACUUGUUCUAAUAGUAAUAUUCUUGUGGAAUAGAUAUCGUUCUCGCCACCAAAGACGGUGGAUCAGUGUUCCAGGAACUCCCAGUAACGAUAAGAAGACGAAAAAGAAUAAAGGCAACAAUGUAGAAAAGAUAAGUGCAAACGGACAAGAUUCAAGACUUACGGUGGUUGUACCUGAUGGCCGAACAUACAGAGAAACAGAACUGCAUGUGAUAGUUGAGCGAACAGAACCAAUUGUGGAACAUGAGUAUGUUGAUACAGCUAUUGAUGAACGUGCCAAGAAAAUCGUGCAAUAAAAGAUAACAUUCGUUUUCAGAGAGAAUUUAAUUGCCCGUAUUCCCAGUAUUGGAAGCCAUAGUUGGUUUAUCUAGUUUACAAAUGAAGUAUGAUGUGUGGAAUUCUAAUACAGUAUUUUGUAGAGCAGUCCUGGUAUGUAAUUAAAGAUCUAGUCUUGAAGCCAAUAAAUGCAAUGUCAGGCUAAUUCCCUAGAUAUUGCAGCAUAAUCUUUUAAGAUGCAAAAAUGCUGCUACUAUGUCCAGUUUAAAUUUUGACAGAAAUGCAGUUUCAUUCACGAAGGCUUAAGUUUAAGAAACCUGGGAGAAUAUGACACAAGAUUUACAAUUUUAACAUUUUCCUUAUCAUGUAGUUCAGCUUUCAGACCUCUUCAUGCAUGAUUUACAUUAGUUGCUUUGUUGGAGAAAAGCUCCAAGAGCCAAUAAAUUUAGCAGAAGAAGCUUUUCAGCAUUCAUGACUUUGUAAUCAGAUGAUAAUCCACCAAUAUUCUUACUGCCUGUUUUUAUUUAAUGGUGUUUUCUCAUCUGUACAGGUUAUGUAGCAUCCAGUAGAAUGUGACUGUAAGUGCUUAAGAUUCAAGAAUGCAGAAGGAACUAGUCCUGGCCUAAAAUAGGCUAUUUUCCUGGGGGAUCAAGGAAAACCACAAAUAAACUUCAGUCAGGACAACUGUUUUUACGCCAGGAGCCAAAUGCAUGACUGCCUUCAUAUAAAAGUGAUAACUGCUUAACUGUGAGGUUCAGUCAUACGUAAUGUUACCAAUUAAUGACAAUUAGUAUUUUUAGAGUACAGUCUUCUGGGUUAUAAUGCCAUUUAGUUUGGACAGAGCCCAACAUUUUGGAGGGUUAUAAUGCCUCCAUCUUCAAGGCUGAAUUGACAGGCCAUGCAGGAAAUCAGUAGGCAGCAAACAGCUCCUCCAAAUGUUGGGCUUUCCCUAUCUACAUGGUGUUACAACUAUACUCCUCAUGGUGACCACCAUGAGAACCUUUAAUACAACAUAGUAUUUUUAUCAUUACUCAUUAUGUAUUUAAUUUUUAAUAUGCUGUUACACAGUGUGGCAAAAACAAAACUAGGAAGGUUAUGUAACACGUCACAGAAAAGUUGUCAGUUAUAUGUAUUUUUUUAUGUCCGUGUAAGAAUGAUGUGAUAUAAGUAUAAAAUCAGUAACAACAAUAAGAAGAGUAGUUGAAACAUACCAACUGUGUAAGACAAUUCACUCUGCUGUAACUAUCUCUUAUAUAGUUCAGUGGUUUACUGUCUCCAUUUGUUUCUGGUAAGAGGCAUGCAGCAACCAAAGACUGAUUCUAAAAUCUAAACUUAUAAGUCACUAGAUAUACAAAAUAAUGAUAUAUGUCCACCAGUACAAAUAUGAAAGCAUGCAGCUAAUACUUCCAAAAUGCUUUUUAGAUCUCCAUAAACUUGGGCUACAUAAGAUUAACAGUCAGUUCAAUGAUCUGUUGCAACUCAUAUUAGAGAUAAAGAAAUCAUAAGCAGCAAAUCAAAUAAAGGUUUUUUAUUUGAAAACAGCUUAACUAGUUACAAAGAAUUAUAAAACUCAGUAACCUCAAGUGUAAUAUACCACCAUCAGGACCCUUUAGAAGAGAGUUAUAGAAUUCUACUUAUGUUCCCAAACAUUUGCAUUCACACAUUCCUUUUAGUGCCAACAUAUACUAUGGAACUGCAACACAAAACUAAAAACAACAUAGGAGAGACAAAGUUUUGCAUUUCUAUAUAUGCAGGAAGGGGGGGAUUCAAUCUAAGACCACUUUUGACGCACGUUUGAGUUACUGAGGUAGAAUUUCUGUUGCCUUUGUUGCAGACUUACUAUCUAAAAGAGCUGGAUUCCCUUGGUACAAUAAUAUUCUAAUAUCCUUGUUUUUUUGGUACUAUAUUUUGAAACUGCAGUUUCACACAGGCUUGUUGUGACAACACAGUUCACUGAAUCGUUUCAGAAUCAAAAGUCACAGCAAUCUGAAAUUAGUACUGCACUGGCAUGCAGCUGGUAAGCUGUCAUCUCGGGGACAUAAUUCACCACUAUAAAAUGUUGCAUGUCUGCAGCUAAAUAAUGUACCAGAAAACACUGCCAAAAAUCCUCACAUUACUUCUGUUGCAGAAUACAUAAAAUAUUAUUCCUUUGUGUGCUUCUAUAACGGAACCCUUACUAUAAAUGAGAAUAGCUGGCAUUCAAAUUUUUAUUUCUGCAAAAAAUUAGUUGUUACAAGUAGAGGGACAUUCACACUGAAAUAUAGAAUUAGGCAAAUAUAUCUGUAAAAUCCCUGAGAAUCAUUCAGAGAUGGCAGUUUGGAAAUCACUCAG
This is a messenger RNA of Cryptotermes secundus, 4335 nucleotides long. RefSeq lists its product as uncharacterized. The coding region runs from base 513 to 2024 and encodes 503 amino acids. The record is from RefSeq and is a predicted model, not a curated record. The transcript has 2 exons. NCBI's taxonomy places the organism in Eukaryota, Metazoa, Arthropoda, Insecta, Blattodea, Kalotermitidae.